AUGGAUUCAAUGGACAAUAUUAGUACAACAACUGUAGCACCGGACAGUAGUUGUUCUUUGACUAACGGAGAACUAAACAAUUCCUACGAUUUAACACUUCAUAUCGUAUCUGUUUUUGUGUUGUUGAUCAUCUCAUUAUCUGGUGCUUUUGCUUCAGUUGGCUCAGUAAGAGUGAAAUUCUUACGUAUUAAUCCAAUUAUUAUCAAUACAGGCAAAUUUUUUGGUAGUGGAGUUGUAUUGGGAACAGGUUUCAUACAUAUAUUACCAGAAGCUAUACAAACAUUAAAUAGUGAUUGUCUUCCAGAAUCUUGGACUGCAUACAGUGCUUAUGGUGGUCUUUUUGCUAUGAUAUCUGCUCUGGCUAUGCAAUUGCUUGAAUUUUUAGCUCAUCAACGAAUUUAUUCGAGACAAUGUGGACACACUCAUAUCACAAGAAACAAAAGUGCUAAUGAAAUAGUGAUAACAGAAGAUAAAAUCGAUGGGAGAGAGAAGAAGAAGAAGAAGAAGACGAUAGAAAACGAUACGGCAGAAACUUCAGCUAUGAAAUGGAACAGUCACUUGAGCGAAACAACAAAUCAUAAACACGACGAUUUGAAACAAAUCGGAAGUAGAACGGAACAACCUAAAAAAAUAGAACAAGCCAUUGAAACCACCGGAAAACCGGUCAGCGACACUCAAUCAUACGAUCAUUUAGACGAAUCGACACAUAUUACACAUAUUCAUAGCCAUGGUGACGUAGUACACAAAGAAAAUCAAAACGGUAUCAUAUUAAUUGAAAUAACAAACAAUGAAGUGACAUCAGCAUCGGCAGAUCUUUGUGAAGUAUCAGGACAUAGUCAUGGUAUAGCUUUUCAUGAUGAUGGCGAAGCCAGUAAAAUAAGUACUUAUCUACUUGAAGGCGGCAUAGCGCUUCAUUCGGUUCUUAUUGGUUUAGCCUUGGGUACAACAGCGGAUUCCUUUGUUGCUCUAUUUAUUGCACUUUGUUUGCAUCAAUUCUUUGAAGCUUUUGCGCUCGGUGCACAAAUUGCUCGUACAGAGAAAAUCUCAUUGAGAGCAGCUAUCUUGAUGGUUAUAUUUUUUUCUCUUACAACUCCUGUUGGCAUUGCUAUUGGUAUUGGCAUUCAUUCUGGUGCAUACAAUCCCAAUUCGGUGACUUCCUUGCUUGUUACUGGUAUCUUAGAUGCAAUAGCAGGUGGCAUUCUUAUUUAUGUAGCACUGGUUAAUUUAAUUGCUGCUGAUAUGGGUCUUCAUACAAGUGAAUUUUACUCAUUCAGCAAACGAUUAAAAUUCUUAUAUUAUGGUGCAUUAUAUCUCGGUGCAGCAGCAAUGGCUGUGAUUGGACGAUGGGCGUAG
Rotaria socialis is the source of this 1353-nucleotide messenger RNA. The record is from the annotation of a GenBank genome assembly. Lineage: Eukaryota; Metazoa; Rotifera; Eurotatoria; Philodinida; Philodinidae.